AUGUCAUCUUUAGGCACAUCAAUUACUAACCGUAUAGAGCGCAUGCAUAAUGCAGAGAACUCUACAGACUUUGUACAUGGUAUGAUGACCGAUCAAAGAGACGGAAAAAUCGACCAUGAUACUAUUAAGAGAAACGCCCUUAUUGUAAUCCUCAGCGGGAUUGAAACCAUUCCGGAUUAUAUUUGCUCUGUCCUCUUUUACACGCUUGAGACUCCAGAGUAUUUUGUCAGGCUCAGGGAGGAGAUAACCAGCACAUUUCGAAGCUCCAGAGAGAUAUCAGCAACAUCAGUCCAGGACUUAAAAUUCCUAAAGUCAUGUAUGCACGAGAGUCUUCGGCUAGCACCGCCAUUUGUGGGCACCCUACCUCGUCGGGUCCCUACCUCCACUCCUGGUGUUACCAUUUGUAACCGGUUUGUACCCAGUGGCACAACUGUGGGUAUUCAUAAUUGGUCUAUUACGCAUAGUCCACAAUUUUGGAUAGACCCUGAAAAAUUUAGGCCAGAUCGAUGGAUGGGUGACUCGCGAUAUACAGGUGAUAUACGCGAAGCUUUUCAUCCUUUUGGGUUCGGGCCGCGAACUUGUGUCGCAAGAAAUCUUGUGAUCAUUGAAGCAAGCUUCAUCCUCGCUCGGUUAUUGUUUGAAUUCGAUAUGCAGUUAGAUUCUCAGGGAUGGAAGUGGCCUAUAAGAAAUGGUCACUUAGUUCCUGUUAAAGGUCCUCUUUUUGUGAAAAUUAUGCCCCGUACCUGUGAAUCCACUACAAUGGAACCUUGA
Penicillium taxi is the source of this 771-nucleotide messenger RNA. RefSeq names its product cytochrome P450. NCBI's taxonomy places the organism in Eukaryota, Fungi, Ascomycota, Eurotiomycetes, Eurotiales, Aspergillaceae. The record is from RefSeq and is a predicted model, not a curated record. Gene Ontology annotation, molecular function: heme binding; iron ion binding; monooxygenase activity. The transcript has 3 exons. The coding region runs from base 1 to 771 and encodes 256 amino acids.